Scleropages formosus (Asian bonytongue) is the source of this 15397-nucleotide messenger RNA. RefSeq names its product dynein, axonemal, heavy chain 2 (gene dnah2). Gene Ontology annotation, cellular component: dynein complex. Gene Ontology annotation, molecular function: dynein light intermediate chain binding; minus-end-directed microtubule motor activity; ATP binding. The record is from RefSeq and is a predicted model, not a curated record. Gene Ontology annotation, biological process: microtubule-based movement. Bases 168 to 13649 code for a protein of 4493 amino acids. The transcript has 87 exons. Lineage: Eukaryota; Metazoa; Chordata; Actinopteri; Osteoglossiformes; Osteoglossidae.
GCGGCAGCGAGCUUUGGAACGGGACAACUUCGACUUCUUCGCGGCGCUGCGCGCGGAAAGAAAGCUGUCGAUAACUGUCGGCCUGACAGAAAUGACACGCCUCACGGGUUUCUAGGCUCGAAUUUGUAAACGUUUCGGUUCGAGCCAAAAAAGAAAGGAGCUCCAUCAUGGCAGACUGGACGCCGCCGUCUGGACGCUCUCCCUCUCGCACGUCCGGCAGUGCCACACCAGACGAUACGGAAUUCCUGGCGCAGGGACCUCAGGAGGCUCAGGUGGAAGAGAGCGACGCUGGACAGAACGGUCACUUGAACUCUGGCGAUGAGCUUGAAAGGAAGGAAUGCCUGCGAGAGCUGUUUAAGAAACAGGUGGCUCUUAGUGGCGUGACAGAAUCCUCCUCAUGGACAGAUGAUAACGAUUGGACCUUGGACAACUUUAUUUCCGACACCUCUAUCCGGACCCUCAUUGUGCACCUGGACCCCUAUGCUGGGCUUCAGGUUGACUACAGCAUGCCAUCACAGCCGGUGGAGCAGCUGGCAUACUUCAUCCGGGCAGCGGGGCAGCCAAUCGUAGCAGAAACCUUUGAGUGCGUAGUCCAGUUUGGCACCGUACGAAGAGGAAGUGUGCAGAGCCUGCUGCGUCUGAUGAACGGGGUGCAUGUGCCGCAGGUCACCCUCAACACCUCUUGGCCCCAGAGCAUCAAGAACAACUACUCUGCGCAUAUGCACCGCUUUCUAACCAGCCUUACAGACACUAGGUUCAAGCUAGUUGGGCAAACCGUGCUGUACGUACCCAUGGAAGCGCUGCAGUUCAGCCCAGAAGUGGCUGCCAAGGACAAGGAACUGGUGCAGAGAAUGGAGACGGUGAUGAUCCACUGGACACGACAGAUCAGGGAAGUACUCAACGCCCAGGAGGCGGUGGACACGGAUGACAGCUCAGGGCCCCUGGAGGAGAUCGCCUUCUGGAAAAACCGUUGUGCGGACCUGUCAGGCAUCAGCCGGCAGCUGCAGCAGCCUGGAGUGCGCCACAUCCAGGCCACCCUGCAGACGUCGAAGUCAAACUAUGUUCUCCCAUUCUGCAAGCUCUCCAAGCAAAUACAGGAUGGUACGCUGCAAGCGCAGUCCAACCUGUCCUUCCUGUCUUUGCUCCGGGAUCCUUGUGAGGAGAUGGCCCAGCUCAAACCUUGCAACAUGGCCCCCAAGUUGUCACACUUGAUCAAGCUCGUCCGCAUCAUCUGGGUCAACUCCCCCUUCUACAACAACCCUGAGAGGAUCACAGCUCUGUUCCGUAAGAUGAGCAAUGAACUCAUCCAGCUGUGCUGCCAGGAAAUCUCAUUAGACCGCAUCUUCGAAGGCUACGUGGUGUCCAGCAAGCAGACGCUCAAUGACUGCAUCCGGUGCUGCCUGUCCUGGAAAGAAGAGUACCUUCGUACCUCCCAGCUUCACAACAAGUACUCCAGUGCAGGCUGGGCUUUAGACCAGUCCAUCAUCUUUGCUCUGGUGGAUGCUUUCUUGCAGAGGUGUAAGGACUUGCUCGAGGUGUGUGACUGCCAGCAGCAGUUUGCCCGGUGGGAGGAUGGCACACAACUGCCCCUACCCUGUUUCGCAGGGAGCCAGGGUGCCACGCUGACCCGCAGUCUGCUGGAGAUUGAGGGCACCUUCGCCAAGACCCUGCAGGGCCUGCGCUGCGUGCGCAAGGGCAUCCUGGACGUCAAGAACACGUCCUGGCACAGUGACUACAACCGGUUCCGUGUAGCAGUGAAGGACUUGGAGGUGAUGAUGCAGAACCUGAUCAGUACAGCUUUUGAGACUGUCAACACUGUGGAUGAGGGGGUCCAGUUGCUCGAUGUGUUCCAGUACCUGUCUGCUCGAGAGGCCAUCAAGCGCACCAUUGACAAAAAGAGUUUGGAUGUGUAUGUUCUGUUGAGCAAGGAGCUGAGCCUGGUGAACAUGGAACUGAGCUGCAAAGCCUUUCAAAAGCCCACCCACAUGGCCCAGCAGGCAAGCCUAGCGCACUGGGCCCGAGCUCUGCGCCGCCGCAUCGAGAGAUCAGUGGAGGUGCUGCAGCGUGCCCACUUCUUGUCCCAGGCUGACAGCGAAGAGGUGUACCAAGCCUAUGAACAACUGGUGCAGAAGCUGGAUGAGACAGUGCUCAGGAUCUUCAGUGAAUGGAGCCAGAGCUUGGACAGGCAAUGCCUCAAGAAACUAGACCAGCCCCUCAUGGUCCGCUGCAAGGAGAAGGCCGGCAUGCUUGAUGUCAAUUUUGACAGGAACCUGCUGAUUAUGUUCAAUGAGAUCCACUACUGGGAGCGGUUGCAGUUUGAAGUUCCUCCCUACGUGUUGAACGUGUAUCAGCGCAAGGAGGAGUUGCGAACCCUGCGGGAGAAUGUACUGCUGCUGGUUCGGGACUACAAUAGGAUCGUCAGUGCAAUGUCGACUGAUGAGCUCAGCCUUUUCCGGGAGCAAAUUCGCUCCCUGGACAAGCAGAUACAGCCUGGAAUCUCCAAGCUCAUGUGGUCAUCUAAAGGAGCAUCCAGCUUCUUCAUCAAUGAAUGCCGUCUGCAUGCCAACAAGGUUCAGCUCAUCCUGGAUGAGUACAAGUCAGCCAACUUUGCUGUCAUUCAGGGCUGCCGACAGAUCAGUGAGCAGCUCCUGGUAUAUGUGGAUGGGAAGACAGUGUAUUGUGACUUGGAGUUUGAGGCCGACCAGCUUUCUCACCGGCAGGCACAGCUACAGAGCAUGUGUGCUAUUCAUGAUGACAUUGUAGCCAUCAUGGCGCAUGUUUACAAGACCUUCUGCAACGCUGGACCUGAGGUCCAACAGCACUGGGUUGCCUACACAGACAAAAUGGACCGCAUGGUUGAAGAAGCCUUGCGCCUCAAUGUGAAGAGGUCCCUGCAGGAACUCUCCAAGGCCAUCAAUGGCGACAGCAAGUCCAUGCCCAAUUCGCUGUUCAGAGUACAAGUGGUACUGCGGCAGGAGUCUCCUAGCUCUCCAGCACAGGUGGAGUUUUCCCCCACCCUGCAGAAACUGGCCCAAAUAGUGAACAACAUCAGUAGCCAGCUGGUCACGACUGUCUCCGAGUUCAAGCGUUUGCCUGACCUGCUAACUCAGCAAAAGUCCCAGAGGAAGCCAAUUCAUACCAUUAUCGAGCAAGACGAGGAAAUAUGUAAGAUCCAGGCAUCCAUUGCAGCAGGAAUGACUACUAAUGCGACACAUGUGCACAACUACCUCAAGACCUGGGAGAAGCAUCGAGAGAUCUGGGAGAUUAACAAGGAUGCCUUCAUCCGCCGCUACCAGCGGCUCAACCCUCCUGUAUCCUCCUUCGAUGCAGACAUUGCCAGGUACACAGAGGUGGCGAACAACGUGCAGAAAGAGGAGACAGUGCUGAAUGUGCAGUUUGUGCAACUGGACUGCUCUCCACUCAAGUUCUCCCUUGUGCAGCACUGUAGCGAGUGGCAGGCCAAGUUCACACAGCUGCUCAGCCACAUGGCCAGCGAGCGUUUAUGCCAACUGCACAAUUUUCUGCAGGACAACGCCAAUAGGCUGAGCCAGCCCCCUCAGAACCUAGCAGAGCUCGGGGAGAGCUUGAAGCUGCUGGAGACACUGCAGGGAGACCUGGCCAAGAUUGAGAACCAGAUCCCCCCCAUUCACGAGCAGUUUGCCAUACUGGAAAAAUAUGAGGUCACUGUGGACCAGGAUGUGCAAGAGAGGCUGGAAUCCCUGAAUGGAGAUUGGGUAGGGUUCCAGCAGGUCCUGAUUGACAGUGACGUAAUGCUGAAGAAGCACAAGGACAGGUUUAAAUGCAGCCUCCUUUUCUCAGCGGAUGAGUUCAAGAAGAAGAUGCAGGCCACCACGCAGGACUUCUAUUCCACAGGUCCAUUCACCAGCACUGUGACGUCACAGUGUGCUCUGGAGCAGGUUUCUAUCAUACGCACUCAGCUUGAGAGCCUGAAGCAGGAGGAGGACACCAUUCGCCAGGGCCUGAGCAUCUUCAAGAUCGAACAGCCCCUCUCUAAAGACAUCCAGAGCUUGGUGAAGGACCUGGACUACCUCCAGCAGGUGUGGCAGAUCGCGCAACAGUGGGAGGCCCACUGGGAUGAAUGGAAAGCGGGGCAGUUUGUUGCACUAGAGACGGAAAGCAUGGAGAACACAGCCCAGGCCCUUUUCAAGGAGCUGCAUAAGCUGAGCCGUGAACUGAAGUGUAAGCAAUGGGAAAUUGUGGAAACAACUAAGACCAAGAUUGAACAGUUCAAGAGGACCAUUCCACUCAUAACUGACCUGAGAAACCCAGCCAUGAGGGACAGGCACUGGAAUCAGAUCAAAUUUGAGGUGCAGUCUCCAUUUGAUCAAACUGGUCCAGACUUCACUCUAGAGAAGAUCGUGGCCCUGGGCCUGGAGCAGCAUGCAGAAAAGAUCAGCGAGAUUUCAGCUGCCGCCAGCAAAGAGUUGUCCAUUGAGCAGUCACUGGAAGGCAUAGUGAAGACAUGGGAAGAGACUGUCCUGGACAUUGUCCCCUACAAGGACAAGGGUCACUACAGACUGAGGGGUACAGAAGAAGUGUUCCAGGCACUGGAGGACAACCAGGUCACCCUCUCCACAAUGAAGGCAUCCCGCUUUGUGCGUGCUUUUGACAAAGAGGUGGACCACUGGGAGCGCUGUCUGUCCCUGGUGCUGGAGGUUAUCGAGAUGAUCCUCAUUGUGCAGAGACAAUGGAUGUACUUAGAGAAUAUCUUCUUGGGUGAAGACAUCAGGAAGCAGCUACCUAGAGAGUCUUCAGAGUUUGAUGACGUCAACUCCAGUUGGAAAGCCAUCAUGAAUCAUCUAAACAAGGACAGAAAUGCCCUGAGAGGAACACAUCAACCUGGGCUUCUGGAGAAGCUGUCAGAGAUGAACCAAAAGCUGGAGGAAAUUCAGAAAUCCCUGGACAUGUACCUAGAAACCAAGAGGCAAUUGUUCCCCCGUUUCUACUUCCUAUCCAACGAUGACCUGCUAGAGAUCCUGGGCCAGUCCCGGCACCCGGAGGCAGUGCAGCCACACCUCAAGAAAUGCUUUGACAACAUCAAGAGCCUUAAGAUCAACAAGUUGGCUGCCAACACAAAGUCAGAGGCCACUGGUAUGUUCUCAGCUGAUGGGGAGUUUGUGGCCUUCACCUACCCUGUGCAGUUGGAGGGGCCAGUGGAGGCCUGGCUGUGUGAUGUGGAGAGAGCUAUGCGCUGGACACUGAAGGACUCCCUGAAGAACUGCCGGCAGGCUCUUUCUAAGAUGGCUGCGAAGCGGGACAAGUGGGUGAAGGACUGGCCAGGCCAGAUGCUGAUCACUGCCAGCCAGAUUCAGUGGACCACAGAUGUCACCAGGUCCUUAGUUAUCACCAAAGAGACAUCUGACAAGACAGCGCUCAAGACCAUGAAGAAGAAGCAGGUAUGGAUGCUCAAUCGGUAUUCUGAUGCGAUCCGGGGCAACUUAUCCAAGAUUUUGCGGCUGAAGAUCGUGGCAUUGGUCACAGUGGAGGUGCACGCACGAGACGUCAUUGACCGGCUGAUAAAAGGCGGCUGGCUUGACGUGUGCUCCUUUGAGUGGCUGAGCCAGUUACGUCUCUAUUGGGAUAAGGAUGUGGACGACUGUAUCAUAAGACAGACAAACACACAGUUCCAGUAUGGCUAUGAGUACCUGGGCAACUCUGGCCGGUUGGUCAUCACUCCUCUCACAGACAGAUGCUACAUGACCCUUACCACAGCUCUGCACCUGCACCGAGGGGGUUCACCUAAGGGGCCAGCCGGCACAGGCAAGACAGAGACGGUGAAAGACCUGGGUAAAGCCCUGGGCAUGUACGUCAUAGUGGUGAACUGCUCCGAGGGCCUUGACUUCAAAUCGAUGGGUCGGAUGUACUCUGGUCUGGCACAGACAGGAGCAUGGGGCUGUUUUGAUGAAUUCAACCGCAUCAACAUUGAGGUGCUGUCGGUGGUGGCCCAGCAGAUUCUGUCCAUCCUGUCGGCUCUCUCUGCUGGAGCUUCCAGCUUUGUUUUUGAGGGACGGGAGAUCCGCUUGGUGUGGUCCUGUGGCAUUUUCAUCACCAUGAACCCUGGUUAUGCUGGCCGCACAGAGCUGCCAGACAACCUCAAGUCCAUGUUCCGACCCAUCUCCAUGGUGGUACCAGACUCUACACUCAUUGCUGAGAUCACUCUUUUCGGGGAGGGAUUCAGCAAUUGCAAGAUCCUGGCAAAGAAGGUCUUCACACUGUACUCACUGGCUGUGCAGCAGCUUUCUAAGCAGGAUCACUAUGACUUUGGCUUACGUGCUCUCACUUCCCUGCUGCGCUAUGCUGGCAAGAAGCGCCGUGCUUGCCCUGACGUCGCUGACGAGGAGAUCCUCCUUAUGUCUAUGAAGGACAUGAAUAUUGCCAAGCUGACCUCUGUCGACCUACCACUGUUCAACAGCAUCGUUCAGGACCUCUUUCCUGCUGUGGAAACCCCCAUUAUUGACUAUGGCAAGCUGCAGAAGACUAUAGAGCAAGAGCUGCAGCAGAGCAGCUUGCAGGUCACCCCCUUCACCAUAACUAAGGUCAUCCAGCUGUAUGAGACCAAGAACUCACGCCACUCCUCCAUGAUUGUGGGCAGCACGGGCUGCGGCAAGACGGUGACAUGGAAGAUCCUGCAGAAUACCCUAACCACCAUGCAUCGCAAAGGCGAGCCUGGCUUCAACCUCGUCCGGGAGUGCCCUCUGAACCCUAAGGCUGUGAGUCUGGGAGAGCUGUAUGGCGAAUAUGACCUUUCUACUAAUGAAUGGACAGAUGGUGUGCUGUCUUCCCUCAUGAGAGCGGCCUGUGCAGAUGAGAAGCCAGAUGAGAAGUGGAUUGUAUUUGAUGGGCCUGUGGACACCCUGUGGAUCGAAAGCAUGAACUCUGUAAUGGAUGACAACAAGGUGCUUACACUCAUAAAUGGAGAGAGGAUCUCCAUGCCAGAGCAGGUAUCCCUGCUCUUUGAGGUAGAGAACCUUGCUGUGGCUUCACCAGCCACAGUGUCACGGUGUGGGAUGGUCUACAAUGACUACACAGACCUGGGUUGGAAGCCUUUUGUGGACUCCUGGCUAAUGAAGAGGAAAAAGGAGGAGGUUGACCGCUUGCAGUGCCUGUUUGACAAAUACAUUGAGAAGACUAUUCACUUCAAGAAAACUCACUGCAAAGAAUUGGUGUCCAUCACAGAGCUGAAUGGCGUGAGCUCGCUGUGCAGGCUGUACAAUGCCCUGGCCACACCCGAAAAUGGGGUGAACCCUCUGGAUUCAGAGAAUUUUGGUCGCAUGGUGGAGCUGUGGUUCACCUUCAGCCUUAUCUGGUCAGUGUGUGCCUCAGUGGAUGAGGAUGGCCGAAAGAAAAUUGAUACCUUCCUGCGGGAGAUGGAUGGCACCUUCCCAAAUAAAGACACCAUUUACGAGUACUACGUGGACUUUAAGAGCAAGGGCUGGGCCUCUUUUGAGGACAAAUUACCCAAAGGCUGGCGCUACGCUUCCAAGGCCCCAUUCUACAAGAUUAUGGUACCUACCGUGGACACAGUGCGUUACAAUUUCCUAGUGCGGUCACUGGUAUGCGGGCAGUGCCCGGUGCUGCUGACAGGGCCCGUGGGAACCGGCAAGACGUCAGUGGCCCAGAGUGUGCUGCAGGAACUGGACCUCAGCCAGUGGGCCAUGCUUACCAUCAACAUGUCCUCCCAGACCACAUCCAAUAAUGUUCAGGCCAUCAUUGAGAGCCGAGUGGAGAAGCACACAAAGGGAGUAUACGUGCCAAUGGGGGGGAAGCGCAUGCUGGUCUUCCUGGAUGACCUCAAUAUGCCUGCGCUGGAUGACUUUGGCUCCCAGCCACCCCUGGAGCUGCUGCGUCUCUGGAUUGACUAUGGUUUCUGGUAUGACCGACAGAAGCAGACACUUAAGUGUAUCAAGGACAUGUUCCUGUUGGCAUCAAUGGGCCCUCCUGGGGGAGGGAGGACUCACAUCUCAGGUCGGCUGCAGAGUCGAUUCAACCUCAUCAAUAUGACCUUUCCUAGCGAGUCUCAGAUCAAGCGCAUCUAUGGGACAAUGAUCAACCAGAAGUUGCAGGAGUUUGAGGAAGAGGUGAAACCCAUUGGGACAGUGCUAACACAAGCCACAUUAGAUCUAUACUACAGCAUUGUGGCCAGAUUCCUGCCCACACCUGCCAAGAUCCACUAUCUAUUCAACCUUCGAGAUAUUUCCAAGGUGUUCCAGGGCUUGUUACGGGCCCAUAGGGACUUUCAUGACACCAAGCAGAGCAUCACUCGCCUCUGGAUCCAUGAGUGCUUCAGAGUGUUCUCUGAUCGGCUGGUUGACCACAGUGACUUGGAAGCCUUUGUGGGACUGCUGAGUGAGAAACUGGGUUCACUCUUUGACCUGACCUACCACAGCAUGUGUCCAAAUAAGCAGCCCCCGCUCUUUGGGGACUUCCUGAAGGAACCACGAGUAUAUGAGGACCUUACAGAUUUUAAGACCCUGAAAAACUUCAUGGAAUCGCAUCUAGAGGACUACAACAUGACCCCUGGUGUGGUGCCCAUGAAUUUGGUGCUAUUCCGUGAUGCCAUUGAACAUGUAAUCCGUGUGGUGAGGGUCAUCAGUCAGCUGAGGGGUAAUAUGCUGCUGAUUGGAAUUGGGGGCUCAGGGCGCCAGAGCAUUGCUCGCCUUGCAUCCUCCAUCUGCGAGUACCACAUCUUCCAGGUGGAGGUCACGAAACAGUACCGCAAGCAGGAGUUCAGAGAAGAUAUUAAGAAGCUUUACUGGCAAACUGGUGUGGAGAACAAGCCCACAGUGUUCCUGUUCAAUGACACUCAAAUUGUGGACGAAACCUUCUUGGAGGACAUUAACAACAUUCUGAGCUCCGGGGAGGUCCCUAACCUCUACAAGCCAGAUGAGUUUGAGGAGGUCCAGAGCACUCUGCUGGACUCCGCUAAGAAGGACAACAUUCUGCAAACGCCCGAUGCCAUGUUCAGCUACCUGAUAGAGAGAGUGAGAAACAACCUACACAUUGUACUGUGCAUGAGCCCUGUAGGGGACCCUUUCAGGAAUCGCAUCCGUCAAUAUCCAGCACUGGUCAACUGCACCACCAUCGACUGGUUCUGUGAGUGGCCACGAGAUGCCCUUCUGGAAGUGGCCGAAAGAUAUUUGGAUGGUCUAGAAUUGGGGAGCGUGGAGGGGGCCCAGAGCAAGGUGGCCAGCAUCUUUGUGACAAUUCACCAGUCAGUGACUCAGUACUCCCACAAGAUGAAGGUGGAGCUGAAGAGGCACAACUACAUCACUCCUACCAACUACUUGGAACUUGUAUCUGGAUACAAGAAGCUGCUAGCUGAGAAACGAAGUGAACUUGGAGAGCAGGUGACAAAGCUGCGAAAUGGCCUGUUCAAGAUCGAUGACACACGAGUCAAGGUGGAGGCCAUGUCUGUGGAACUGGAGGAGGCCAAAAAGAAAGUGGCCGAGUUCCAGAAGCAAUGUGAGGAAUACCUUGUCAUCAUUGUCCAGCAGAAACGAGAAGCUGAUGAGCAGCAGAAGGCGGUGAGCGCCCACAGUGAAAAGAUCGGAGCAGAGGAGAUCAAGUGCAAGACCAUGGCAGAAAAUGCACAGAGAGACCUGAACGAGGCUCUUCCUGCACUGGAGGAAGCCAUGAAGGCAUUGGAGUCACUGAAUAAGAAGGACAUGACAGAGAUCAAGUCAUACGGUCGGCCACCUGCCCUUGUAGAGACCGUGAUGCAAGCUGUGAUGAUACUGAGGGGCAAUGAGCCCACCUGGGCAGAGGCCAAAAGGCAACUAGGGGAGUCCAACUUCAUCAAACAGCUAGUCCACUUUGACAAGGACAACAUCUCUGACCGCGUGCUGAAGAGGAUCAGCCAGUACUGCACGCAACCCGACUUCCAGCCAGAAAUCAUCGGUCGUGUCUCACUGGCUGCCAAGUCACUCUGCAUGUGGGUGCGCGCCAUGGAGGUAUAUGGGCGGAUCUUCCGCGUAGUGGAGCCCAAACGGGCCAGACUAAAUGAGGCAAUGUCUCAGCUGGCAGAGAAACAAGCUUCAUUGGCUGAGGCCCAGGGCAAACUCAGAGAGGUAGGGGAGAAGCUGGAGCAGCUGAAGCGACAAUAUGAUGAGAAGCUGGCCCAGAAAGAGGAGCUUCGCCGCAAGUCUGAGGACAUGGAGCUGAAGCUGGAUCGGGCUGGCAAGCUUGUGUCGGGUUUGGCUGGGGAAAGGGCCCGCUGGGAGGAGACUGUCAAGGGACUGGAGGAGAACAUGGGCUACCUGGUAGGAGACUGUCUGUUGGCUGCUGCCUUCCUGUCCUACAUGGGCCCCUUUCUGUCCAACUACCGAGAUGAGAUUGUUGCCGAUAUCUGGAUGAAGCAGAUCCGGGAACUGGAGGUGUCAUGCUCGCCAUGUUUUAGCUUUGCUGCGUUCCUGUCCAAACCCACUGCUGUGCGUGAGUGGAACCUCCAAGGGCUCCCAUCAGAUGCCUUCUCCACAGAGAAUGGGGUUAUUGUCACCCGCGGCAACCGAUGGCCUCUCAUGAUAGACCCACAAGGACAGGCUUUGAAGUGGAUCAAGAACAUGGAGACAAAAAGAGGGCUGAAGUUGAUCGACCUGCAGAUGGCUGAUUACCUGCGUACGCUGGAAAAUGCAGUCCAGUUCGGCUCACCUGUGCUGUUGCAGAAUGUGCAGGAGGAGCUGGAUCCCUCUCUGGCCCCUAUCCUCAACAAAUCCCUCACCCGCACGGGAGGCCGCCUGCUGCUGAAGUUAGGUGACAAGGAGGUGGAGUACAAUCCGGACUUCCGCUUCUACAUCACUACCAAGUUGUCUAACCCCCACUACACUCCUGAGAUCUCCACCAAGACCACUAUUGUCAACUUUGCUGUGAAGGAACAGGGGCUGGAGGCUCAGCUCCUGGGGAUUGUGGUGAGGAAGGAGCGCCCGGAGCUGGAGGAACAGAAGGACUCCUUGGUGAUCAACAUAGCCUCUGGCAAGAAGAAGCUACAGGAGCUGGAGGAUGAGAUCCUCAGGCUGCUGAAUGAAGCCACCGGCUCCCUGCUGGAUGACGUGCAGCUGGUGAACACACUGCAGACCUCCAAGGUGACCGCGACCGAGGUGUCCAAACAGCUGGAAACCAGCGAGCAGACAGAGAUCAAGAUUGACAGUGCCAGAGAGGCCUACCGCCCAUGCGCCCAGCGUGCGUCCAUCCUGUUCUUUGUGCUGAAUGAUAUGGGCCGCAUCGACCCCAUGUACCAGUACUCUCUGGACUCUUACAUUGAGCUGUUCAACCUGAGCAUCGAGAAGAGCCUGCGCAGCCUCACGCUGGAGGAGAGAAUCACCAGCCUCAACGACUACCACACCUAUGCUGUCUACAGGUUCACCUGUCGUGGCCUCUUUGAGCGCCACAAGCUUCUCUUCAGUUUCCACAUGUGUUCCAAGAUCCUGGAGGUGGCAGGAAAGCUCAACAUGGAUGAGUACAGCUUCUUCCUGCGGGGUGGGCUGGUUCUGGACAAGGAAGGUCAGAUGGACAAUCCCUGCAGCAACUGGCUCUCCGACUCCAACUGGGACAAUGUGACUGAGCUGGAUAAGCUGGCCAGCUUCCACGGCCUGAUGGCCUCCUUCGAAGAGUACCCAAGGGACUGGCAUCUGUGGUACACCAGCGCUGAGCCUGAAAGCACCCCGCUACCAGGUGAAUGGGAAAACACGUGUAACGAGCUCCAGAGGAUGCUGAUUGUCCGUUCUCUGCGGCAGGACCGCGUCUCCUUCUGCGUCACUGCCUUCAUCAUCAACAACCUUGGCUCUCGCUUCGUGGAGCCACCCGUCCUCGACAUGAAGGCUGUGGUGGAGGACUCGACCUCCAGGACGCCGCUGAUCUUUGUGCUGUCUCCAGGCGUGGACCCCACAGCUGCUCUCCUGCAGUUAGCUGAGGCUUCAGGCAUGGGUCGUCGGUUCCAUGCCCUCUCUCUGGGCCAGGGACAGGCACCUAUCGCCACACGCAUGAUCAAGGAGGGGGUGAUGAACGGUCACUGGGUGUUCCUCGCAAACUGCCACCUGUCGCUUUCUUGGAUGCCGCAGCUGGACAAACUAGUGGAGCAGCUUCAGGUGGAGGAGCCGCACACAGACUUCCGCUUGUGGCUCAGCUCCUCACCCCACCCAGACUUCCCCAUUGCCAUCUUGCAGGCGGGCAUCAAGAUGACCACUGAGCCACCCAAGGGUGUGAAGGCCAACAUGAAGCGUCUCUAUCAGCUGGUGACUGAGUCCCAAUUCAGCCGCUGUUCAUGUCCGGUGCCAUACCGUAAGCUGCUCUUCGCCCUUUGCUUCUUCCAUAGCAUCCUGCUGGAGAGGAAGAAGUUUCUGCAGCUUGGCUGGAACAUCAUCUAUGGAUUUAAUGACUCUGAUUUUGAGGUUAGUGAAAACCUCAUGAGUCUGUACCUGGACGAAUAUGAGGAGGUGCCUUGGGACGCCCUAAAGUACCUGAUUGCUGGGGUCAACUAUGGUGGCCAUGUGACCGACGACUGGGACCGACGGCUGCUAACUACCUACAUCAAUGAUUACUUCUGUGAAAGUGCCAUCACAACACCAUUCUUCAAACUGUCCUGCUUGCCCACCUACUACAUCCCGCGGGACGGACCCCAGUCUGUGUACCUGGAGUAUAUUGGUCAGCUGCCGGCUGUGGAGCACCCAGAGGUGUUCGGACAGCAUCCCAAUGCUGAUAUUGCGAGUCAGAUUGCUGAGGCGCGUACCCUGUUCGACACCCUGCUCUCGCUGCAGCCCCAGGUCACAGGCGCUGCCAGUACAGGGGCAGGUCCAAGCCCUGAGGCUAAGGUGCUGGAAAUCUCUGCUGAGGUGCGGCAGAAGAUCCCGGCACAGGUGGACUACGAAGGCACCCGCAAGCUGCUGCAGGACGACCUUUCCCCACUCAAUGUAGUGCUAUUGCAGGAGAUACAGAGGUACAAUGCUCUGCUCCACAUUAUCAAGUCAUCACUGGUGGAGCUGGAGAAGGGCAUCCAGGGCCUGGUAGUAAUGUCCAGCAGCCUGGAGGAGACCUUCAACUGCAUCCAUGAUGGACGUGUACCCCCGCUGUGGGAAAAAGCAUACCCCUCGCUGAAGCCCCUGGCCUCCUGGACACGGGACCUCUGCCAGCGCGUAGAGCAGUUCGCCCGCUGGGCAGAGACAGCACACCCCCCCACGCUCUUUUGGCUCUCCGGCUUCACUUUCCCCACUGGGUUCCUCACUGCAGUGUUGCAGGCCUCUGCCCGCCAGCACAAUGUGUCAGUGGACACUUUGUCCUGGGAGUUUAUUGUCUCCACGGUGGAUGACAACAACCUUCUCUUUCCUCCCAAGGAUGGGGUGUACAUCAGGGGCCUGUACUUGGAGGGGGCUGGCUGGGACAAGAAGAACUCGUUCCUGGUGGAGGCGGAGCCCAUGCAACUGGUUUGCCCCAUGCCCACCAUUCACUUUAAGCCUGUGGAGAGCCGCAAGAAGAUGGCCAAAAGUAUGUACUCCUGUCCCUGCUACUACUUCCCCAUCCGCUCAGGGACUGCUGGCCGUGCCUCCUUUGUUGUGGGGGUGGAUCUCAAGAGUGGAGCGGUCCCAAAUGACCACUGGGUCAAGCGAGGAACAGCCCUGCUCAUGAGCCUGGACAGCUAGUACACACAUGUACUCAGGGACACUCACAGAUAACAGAUUUACACACACAGGAUACUUUAAAAGCUAUCAGACCUUUAGAAAUACUCAGAAGAAGCAUCCAGACACCACAUGUUCUUUCAGUCAUAACAGCGCCACGGAGCCAUAGCCACGAUCUCCUUAUACUGGCGAAACGUGCCGUUCAAAUGUGCAUCUUCACAACCGUAACAAAGCACAGUAAACACAACACAUAGAAAACAGUGAAACCCUGUACAGCCACAGCACAUAGUGUAUGUAUACCUGCUGAUCCUCUGUGUUGGUUUCACUUAUUUUAGAUGAAUGUUUGAAAACCCUGCGUAUGUGAACCACAUUUACAAAUUAAUAUAGAAAUGAAUUCCGAAAUGAGAUUUGUCUGUGAUAAGAAUGAAAAAGUUUUCUCAAUUCCUUUCUCAUUAUUUGCGUGCCCCUCCCCUUCCUUUUUUACAGUAAGUCUUCUGCUGUCCUCUUCCAGUACCCCACACCCCGUUCUGCACAGCCUUUCUAAAUUCCAACUCCUUUCUUCGCUAAGCUCCCCUUGACAAACACUUUUUUUCUCACCCCCCAGCUGUAAUGGGAGAUCCUUCAGAUGCUCUUAACGGUGCGGCACAGCUUCUCUGGUUUAACACACACACACACGCGCACACACACAAAAUGCUCUCUACCACAGUUUCUUGUUCUUUCUUCCAUGUUCUGCUCUCAUCAUUAGCAUCUGCCAACACCUCCCUGUUUGCUAUUGACAGUACGUUCCUCUGUGUGAGUGUGUGUGGCCUGCCCAUCUAUGGCUUUAUGUAUGCGAGUUUAAUGCACAACAUGCUUCUCAAAAUGUGGCUGGCCUCUUGAAUGAGCUUAAAGGCAGCCAGUAGCCUGUUGUUCAGCUGUGUUCAUCUGCCAAACAAACUAGUUACUACUUAAUGUCAGGAGGAAUGUUGAGCUUCUUUCUCCUACUUUUUUUGUAAUUAAAGUUACGGUACAGAACAGGGUAAAUGGUGCAACCAUUUCUGUACCUGUACAUCAGCUUAAGAAAACCAACAGGCAUUACUUGCAGCUGAUCGGAGCCUCACAAUGUGGAUUCAGCCCGAGCCUUACGAGGAGAAAACAAGAGAAAACACAACUGAAACGGAAGAAGUGGACUGAGGGAAGGAGGGGGCCUUGUUUCAAAGUUGUAUUCAACAGAUUGUCUCCUAAAUGAAUGAGACAAGCUCAGACUUUUAAGGGCCUCUUUCUUCGGACCAGGUCUGGGUUGCCCUGCUGGUGUUGUGGGAAAGAGCUCAUAGCAACCUGUCCAAUUUAAAUUUAAAUAGUCUUCAGAGGAACACAUACGGUGCCCUUUGGUGGGUAAAAAUGAGUAAAAAUUAUUUGCAAUAUGUUCUUUACGGUUCAGUAAUCGGGGCAAUCUUACAAUGUGUUCACAAAGAAUUCAUUUAUAAAAUCUGUUAAACUGAGUAGAUGAUAAAUGAAACUGGAGGAAUAUUAGGUUAAAAGUUUUUUUUAAGAACUAACCACCAGCCAAUAUUAGCAUACAUUCACCAGCUGUCUGCUGACUCACAUGGGCACGACUGUAAAAUGAGCUUGGUGCUUCUGCACACUGUAAUUUAUAAAGUAUGUAAUGGCCCAACCUCUUCAUAGUUUGAGGUUCAAGGGUCUUAUUUUCAAUGGAGAAUCUUUAACUUUAUUUAGGAAAUGGCAACAUAAUCUAAAACAAGACACUAGAUCUUGUCAUAUUUGGAAGUACA